Molecule: messenger RNA, 2487 nt
Organism: Jaculus jaculus (lesser Egyptian jerboa)
Lineage: Eukaryota; Metazoa; Chordata; Mammalia; Rodentia; Dipodidae
Product: disintegrin and metalloproteinase domain-containing protein 20-like
Exons: 5
Coding region: 1-2487 (828 amino acids)
Biological process (GO): male gonad development; proteolysis
Cellular component (GO): sperm head plasma membrane; external side of plasma membrane; plasma membrane
Molecular function (GO): metalloendopeptidase activity
Source: RefSeq, a predicted model, not a curated record
AUGAGACAAGACAAGGGGCCUUUUCACAGGACUGAAGCCCUCGACAGCCUCUCUGAUGACAGUUCUCUUCGUAAUUACCAAACGUCACAGGAAAACAAUGUCGGAGGAAGGACAGAGGAGGACGAUGGUAUCCCAACUGCGGUGAUUGUGCAUCGCUUUGUGGCACAGUAUGAUGAAUUUAUACAUCAGCUUACAAUGUCUAAGGAUCAAUCCUGCUGCUCUGAUGGAUGGAAUCAACCAGAAUACAGAACACUGAGUGUCAGCGCUGCGUGCUACCAGGCCAGAGGGAAGACACAGGCAUCAAGGAUGCCUGCCUUUCUUUGGCUUACUCUGCAGGACAUGGUCUGUGCGGAUAAGGCCCUGAUUCAUGUGAGGAUUUCAAGGGUGCAGCUAUGGCUGGGGGUUUGCCUCGCCCUUUCUGCAUAUCCCCUGAGUGGGCAUGCUCAGCCCCAUACACAUCCAGAAGUGGUGAUACCAUUGAGGGUCUCUGCCACUAGUGGAGACAUAAGGUCUCCAACCUGGUUGUCCUAUAGUAUGAGAUUUGGGGGCCAGAGACACAUUGCCCACCUGAAGGUCAAGCGGGUGCUGGUAUCCAGUCCGUUUUCUGUGUUUACCUACACUAAGCAGGGUGCCCUUCAAGAAGACCAGCCUUUCAUCCCAAUGGACUGCUACUACUAUGGGUAUGUGGAAGGGGACCCAGAGUCCAUGGUUGCUAUCAACACCUGCCUGGGGGGCUUUCAAGGAACAAUACAGAUAAAUAACACCAGUUAUGAAAUCAAGCCCAAGAACCUUUCUUCCACAUUUGAACAUCUGAUUUAUAAAUUGGACAGCAACGACACCCAGCAGUCCCACAUGAGAUGUGGACUAACAGAAGAAGAACUACAGCGACAAAUGAAGUUUCAAGACAGUGACAACACUAUACUGAUGCAAAGUGGCUAUGAGGGCUGGUGGACGCAUGAACACUUCGUUGAAGUUGCAGUUGUUGUAGAUAAUAAUCACUUUGUACAUCGAAAACGUAAUGCCACGAUAAUUCAGAUAGAAGCUCUUACGAUUUUCGUUAUUAUAAAUGAAUAUUAUACGUCUCUGGAAACAGAUGUGUUUAUAAGGGGGCUUGAGAUUUGGACUGAAAGAAAUCCAAUUCAUAUAAAGGGAAACAUGAGUGAUAUCAUGAGACUAUUUUGCGAUUGGAAGGCAAAUAUUGUUCACCGCCUUCCUCAUGAUAGUAUACAAUUUAUUGUAAGGCACUCCUAUGGAAUACUUGUGGGUUUAGGGUAUGUGAAAACAGUAUGUGGUAACAAAUAUAAUUGUGGAAUAAAUUCCUUUGCAAAUGAGAACAUAAAAGUUCUUUCACACGUUAUGGCACAUGAGGUGGGUCAUAAUUUGGGCAUGUAUCAUGAUAACAAGACAUGUGUUUGUGGCCAGAGGUUCUGUAUCAUGUAUGAAUAUGUAAGUGAUUCCAGACGUUGGAGCAACUGUAGUUAUGGAGAGGCAUAUAACACUUUUAUGACACGUGCCUGUAUACGCAAUAUUCCAAAACCAUUGAAAGCUGUCACCAAGAAACAUGAGGUCUGUGGGAAUGGUGUGGUUGAAGAUGGAGAAGUAUGUGACUGUGGAUCCAAGGAAUCUUGUAUGAAAGAUCCCUGUUGCAUGGCAGAUUGCACUCUGAAAAAUGGUUCUGAUUGUGCUGUGGGGGGUUGUUGCAAAGACUGCCGCUUUGUGCCAUCAGGCACACUGUGUAGAGACGUGGCAAAUGAGUGUGAUCUUCCUGAGUGGUGCAAUGGAACUUCCCAGGAAUGUCCUCAUGAUGUGUAUAUGCAGGGAGGAAGCCCUUGCAAGGACAAUAACUACUGCUAUGAAAAGAAGUGUCAUAAUCGUGAGGAACAGUGUCACCAAAUUUUUGGCAACCAAUCCAGAAGUGCAGAACAGAGGUGCUACAAGGAAGUGAACCUCCGAGGUGACCGUUUUGGCAACUGUGGUAUGACAGCUCGCAAUUACUUAAGAUGUCAUCCCCCACAUGUCCUUUGUGGCCGAAUUCAGUGUGUGAAUGUGACAGAUUUUCCCAAUAUGAAAGGUCAUACCACUGUGCAUUUGCGUCAAGUCGAUGACAUCACUUGCUGGGGUAUUGACUACCACUGGGGGCUGAAAACACCUGAUGUUGGUGAAGUGGAAGAUGGCAAUGCCUGUGGUGUGAACAAAAUGUGUUUGCGCAGGAAGUGUGUUCCUUUGAAAGUUUUGCAACGAGAUUGCAAUUCUAAAACCUGCAAAAGGAGAGGAGUCUGCAACAAUAAAGGUCACUGCCAUUGUGAUGUAGGAUGGAAACCACCAAACUGCCUGACAGCUGUACUUUCUUUUAAGCAGUGCAAUUACAGCCAUGCACCCUCGGCUCCAUUUCCCAUCUCUGUAGACAACAUUGCUCUGCUGGCCUUUAUGUCCCACGGGGACAUGGACAUGCUGAGAGCAGCAAAGCAGGACUCCUCAAGCAUCUGA